Messenger RNA from Cynara cardunculus var. scolymus (artichoke), 579 nucleotides. RefSeq names its product vegetative cell wall protein gp1-like. The transcript has 2 exons. NCBI's taxonomy places the organism in Eukaryota, Viridiplantae, Streptophyta, Magnoliopsida, Asterales, Asteraceae. The record is from RefSeq and is a predicted model, not a curated record. The annotation marks the transcript as partial.
AUGGCCACCAAAGAUGGAGCUCCAACCCUUCCAUGGUCACGAUUACCCCACAUCGUUCACCCACUGCCAUCAUCAACCCUACAGCCUCAUGAAGCCCCACCACCGCCACCACCAAGUCAAGUGCUUUUUACGCCAAGAUUUCGAGCCRCAACAACCAAASCUCCAUCUCAACCUACCGCAAUCCCRCCUCUUUCUGCAGGAACUAACGUUGUUGCACCACCAUCACCGCCAACUGCACCACGUCAGUUAGUAGCUAAAGCUACGGCAGCACCAACCUCAUCACCUGUAGUUCCAAAGGACACACAAUAUGAAGCAGCAACCACAUCCCCAAUCGUCACUCAUGCUGCCACCCCGACAUCCUCCCCUCUGAAAACUGUCAAACUUUUCAGAGGGGAGGAUGUUAGGGUGGCAGCACGCGUGAUGAUUGGGAACUUUGCUUCUGCUCCAGACUGUGUGCCCUUUGGAACUAUAGAUGACGAGGUCGGUGAUGCAGCAGCUUUAGCUACUAACCCCUGUGGUGCAGUUGGUGGUGAUGGUGGUUCAACGACGUUAGUUCCUGCAAGAAGAGGUGGGAUUGCG